AUGUCCUCUCUCACGAUAUCAUCAACAACAGUCAUCGUUACUCCUCCAGAAAGAGAGUCACCAUCGGCACCGACAUCCACGCCAACACCGACAGCUAUGCCAAUACCAACGAUAAGUUCACCCGCAGAUGCCGUCGUCAGGUCUCCUCAACCACAGCGGCAGCCUCCACAGCCAUCAUCACGACGGCCACGAUGGCCCGGAAGAAACAUCGGUCAAAGUCUUUUACGGCCGAAAGUUUGGUCCAAGAGUCUCAAGCGCAUGCAUGUUCAGCAGUUCUUCCUUUUCGGCGUCGCUGUUCUCGAGCUGCUCUCCGUCAUCAUCAUCGUCGUCCUUAACGCGGCGGGACAAAAUUCAGACAAUUUCGACGUGUCAGCACCUGACAUGUACCUGCUGACUUGGACAAAAGACGUCUUAUACGAAACAGACAACGACAACCAGACAGAGACGUUUUCCGUUUACUGGUAUCUCAACCAUCUGUGCAUACGAAAUGGUACCGGCCAUCUCCAUCCUAUUUCCCGUAAUUUGGGCAUCGACUUCAACUGGCGGCAAAUUGACAACCAAAUCAUCGAUUACUUGCACAGCACAGACCAUUCGCCAAAUUCAAAUUCUUGCGGCGCUUUGCCUGCUCAUACACCCAUAAACUCUACCGUUGGCGGCUUCAACAGCACAUCUGGCACAAGCGGCUCUGGCACCUCGGCAUCCUCCGGCAACGCCACAACAACUGACUGCAGACUCCCCACGACCGUCAAGGUCACUGAUGCACCUCCACAACUCAGCGGCCAGCCAGCUUUUGGCCGUGUUUCGUUCGUCUUUUAUAUUCUUGACAUCGCCAUCACUCUUCUGGCCUGGCCACUGCUUUUGUUCCUGAACGGUACCAAGCUCUGGCAAAAGCGUGGUCGCAUAGCCAUGGCCUUUACAAAAGCCUUCGCCACAACGACUAAUUUGAUUGCAGUCGGUCUGCUUAUUAGCGGCGUGUCCUGGGUUGUCAAGCACACAUCCAAGGAUGGUGCCUCUGCCGAUUCCUUUCUUCAACCAGACAAUUCGUCGACCCUGCCCACGGCAUCUGAUAUGUACCCCUUGGCUAACAACAUCUUGAUAUCUCGCGCCGAGCUGAACGACACAGCGCUCGCCAAUUCGACCAUGCCGGAAAUCAGCCCGGGGCCAGCUGCCUCGAGUCUUGUUUGGGUUUCUGUGACAAGCCAAGUGUUUGCCUGUGUCUGUUUUAUUACCGCAUGCCUGCUUCUCUCUCAACAACACAGAACUUGUGGUGAACGACUUGGAAGCGGGAGAGGCCGAGGAAGCCGACCCAGCAUGCGGCAGCGGCCUGGGUCAUUGCCGGUCUACCGCCCACGCGAUGGCAAUGCACGUCACCGCGGGGAGGACGGUGAAGAAUACGAAGACUUGCCGCCGUACCAGAGAGAAGACCCUCUCGGCCGUCCACCAAGUAUACCAGGCUAUACAAUCAGCAACGGAUGCACAGUCACGUACACAACCGCACCCACUGCAGCCGACGAUAUCCCUUUGCACCGUGUUGCCAGCAGUGACGCGUCGGGGUCAAGCCAGACCCUCACACCGGGCCAUGCCGAUCACUCUGGUCGUCGAAGCCCGAGUCCCGAUUACGAGGAGGUAGUCGGUGUCGAGCCAAUAUCGCUUCUCUCCAACGAUGGUGCGGUCACACAGCAGCACGAGCCUGGUGCCAUGUUGGUUGUAGACACGAGCCAGGGUAUAAGUAGCGGUAGUAGUCGCCGAGCCAGUCACGAGAGUGUUGAGCGCCAUGUAUCGCAAGACGUUGCAUCAGCCAGCAUCAAUGAUUUGUUACUCGAUGUGGCACUAUCGUCAUCGCCCACGCGGAGCGAAGAUAUGGAGCCAACAGCUGGCGUGGUCUUAACAAACAACGCAGCCUCAUUGGCUCCGGCGCCAGCCGCUGUAGAGAUGGAUCGAUGA
Molecule: messenger RNA, 1944 nt
Organism: Sporothrix schenckii 1099-18
Lineage: Eukaryota; Fungi; Ascomycota; Sordariomycetes; Ophiostomatales; Ophiostomataceae
Exons: 2
Coding region: 1-1944 (647 amino acids)
Source: RefSeq, a predicted model, not a curated record